Messenger RNA from Sphaerodactylus townsendi, 2120 nucleotides. RefSeq names its product eukaryotic translation initiation factor 2 alpha kinase 1 (gene EIF2AK1). The record is from RefSeq and is a predicted model, not a curated record. The transcript is spliced from 15 exons. The coding region runs from base 447 to 2051 and encodes 534 amino acids. Gene Ontology annotation, biological process: protein phosphorylation. Gene Ontology annotation, molecular function: protein kinase activity; ATP binding. NCBI's taxonomy places the organism in Eukaryota, Metazoa, Chordata, Lepidosauria, Squamata, Sphaerodactylidae.
CCAUUUUUUCUUCGGGGGAACUGUUUUACGUCAUUUGGAUGUCCUUUGGGGGGGAUUUAAUACGGGGCGGGAGUGAGGCCUGCUGCCUAGCCGCCCGCCGCCUCACAGAAGCGGCCGGCCUUUUCCUGUCAGAGGCAGGCUCGGGCCUAGUCGCAUCUCUGCCGGCCCGCCCCUUUCCCUUCGGCCGCGAUCGCGGAGGCCGCCAGAAGAGAGGGCCGCCAUCAUGGAGAAGCAGGGAAGGCCUCCUCGGCCUCCUGCUCCUGCUGCUGCUGCCCCCCCGGCCAUCGGGUUCCCCGAAGACGAGGGAUCGGAGCCCCAAUAUGAUGAAUCCGAUUUGCCUACAGAGUUCCGGAUGCUGAAUGGUUCUAAAAAGGUCUUGAAUUUCACAUCCUCUGUCGCCAACCAGCUCCUGCUAGUCUCUGUUCUGGAACAUCUUUGCCACGUGUAUGCGCGAAACCCUACACAUUCCAGGCGUUUGUUUCAGUGUGAUACUGUGCAAGACAUUUACUGAGAUGGGCUUGCUUUCCCCUUUUGCCUCCUGUGAUGAAUUCAGCAGUUUGAGACUGCAGCACAAUCGGGCCAUUACUCAGUUAAUGAAGGCGGCUAAUCAGCAAAUACACAAUGGGGAGUUCGGCAGUGGCGAUCUCCAAGCAAACAGCAGUGAAAACGAAGCUCUCUUCGAAGCACAAACGUCUCGGUACAUCAAUGAAUUUGAUGAGAUUUCAAAGCUAGGAAAAGGCACAUACGGGACUGUGUAUAAGGUCAGGAACAAGCUGGAUGGUCAGUUCUAUGCAAUUAAAAAAAUCCUUAUUAAGAAGGCAACUAAAACAGAUUGCAUGAAGAUGUUACGAGAAGUUAAGGUCUUAGCUGAGCUGCAGCACCCGAAUAUUGUGGGGUAUCACACUGCUUGGAUGGAACACGUUCAGCCAGGCUGCCGAAAAGUUGAGAGAACCUUGGAGUGGCCAUCCCUGAAAACGAGUUCUGAACCAGGAAGUACCAAAGAUCAUGGCAGCAUUGAAGAGAUGGAGGACAGCAGCUCCAUUGUCUUUGCUGACUCCAGUGAUUCAGCCAGUCGGGGUCACAAAGAAAAUAAAACGAGCACGUGUGAACUCUCUGCUGACUCCUACGACAGCAGCUCUACCAACGAGGCUGCCAGUAGAUCAUUUCGUGUCGACAAUCCUCUGUCUGCUCUCCCUCAAGAUGGAAACCAAGCCAGCAUAAGUCACGAAGAAUUUCCCCAGAAAGACCUGUGUUUGCAAGGGCAGUGCGAGAUGGAGUACCACCUGAUGCUUCACAUACAAAUGCAGCUGUGUGAAACCUCCUUAUGCCACUGGAUUGCUGACCGAAAUAAAAGAUGCCUAAAAACAGAGACUUCUGAUCCAUAUCAUCACGUGGAUGUUAACAGGACAUUAAAAAUCUUCCAAGAGCUGCUAGAAGGAGUGUAUUAUAUCCACAGUAUGGGGAUACUUCACCGGGACAUUAAACCCAGGAAUAUCUUUCUCCACGGACCUGACCACCAUGUGAAAAUAGGAGAUUUUGGGCUGGCCUGUAAAGAUAUUAUCCAGAAAGACUCACACUCCUCUCACAAUGUGAAGCAGAGGGCAGGCCUAAUACAUACGUCUGGAGUGGGGACUUGCUUGUACGCCUCCCCUGAACAACUUCAGGGCUGUCAAUAUGACUUCAAGUCGGACAUGUACAGUGUUGGUGUGAUCCUGUUUGAACUGUUCCAGCCUUUCGGAACACAAAUGGAACGAACAAAAAAUUUGAUGGGUUUGAGGGAUGGCCACCUUCCUCUCCCCUUCAGUGGAAAGUGGCCGAUACAGACCAAAUACAUUAAGCUGCUAACCAGUAAAGUAUCCUCUCAGAGGCCAACUGCAGGUCAACUUCUUGAAAGUGAACUCUUCCACAAUGCAGCAAAUGUUAUCUGUAGUUUACAGCAGAAAGUGGUGCAACAAGAGGAAGAGAUCAAGUUGCUGCGAGAGAAAGUGAAGUUACUUUUACAGGAAAGAGAGGAGAGAGACAGAAUCAAGAACCCCGGCUCGCCUGUCUAGGGUAGCUGUGAAUAAUUUAUAUUUAUACAUUCUAUGAAAUGUCUUUUUUAAUAAAAAACAAUUAAACUA